AUGUCUGAUGAAGAUACCACGCCAAAGGCCCAUGCUGCCGACACUGCGGACAGCUCUCCUAGUCAGGAAAAUUCUGUUCAUGUCUUUAAUGGCAAAGACCUGUCUAAAUCCCUGGAUAAUAUAAGCAAUAACAUGGGUAAAAUGGCUUGCAGGUUAGCAAAAUUGUAUGAUCCUGGCACAGACGAACGCUCCCCGAGCUUAAAACGAAAGUCCACAUCUGACCUUCCGGAUUUUUCAGACUCUUACUCCGAGGGAAACUCUCGCCAGUCAGGCAAACGAAAGCGUUAUGAAAGCCGAACAGAAGACAACUUAAACUCCACGCUAGUGGUGACGAGCUGGACGACGAAAACGGCAUUCAAAGGCUCACCGAGAGUUCAAAGGCCAUCGACCAAAAAGAGCGGGAAACUCCCGCUAAGGAAACAAAAUUCCUUCAAGAUUUUGCCAACAGUUACGACGAGGAUGACGCCACCGGUGACAAAAUCCAGAAAGAGUUGGCUGCUGUUGCUCAAAAACGAUGGGACAAGAAACUGUCCCCCGAAAAAAAUUAAAAGUUUGGUCGAAACUCCUCUGACAUAA
Molecule: messenger RNA, 576 nt
Organism: Porites lobata
Lineage: Eukaryota; Metazoa; Cnidaria; Anthozoa; Scleractinia; Poritidae
Source: the annotation of a GenBank genome assembly